Messenger RNA from Cyprinodon tularosa, 4434 nucleotides. RefSeq names its product ankyrin 2a, neuronal (gene ank2a). The coding region runs from base 1 to 4434 and encodes 1477 amino acids. Gene Ontology annotation, molecular function: protein binding. Lineage: Eukaryota; Metazoa; Chordata; Actinopteri; Cyprinodontiformes; Cyprinodontidae. The transcript has 37 exons. The record is from RefSeq and is a predicted model, not a curated record. Gene Ontology annotation, biological process: signal transduction.
AUGGCACAUGCAGCUGCCCAUCUGAAGAAGGCCCGUGAGCUUGAGCAACAUCCAGAAUAUAGAGCUCUGCAGAAAGCCAGGGAGAGGAGGAAAAGGAAGCGGGAAAAGGCUAAACGUCAGUCCGACAGUAACACCAGUUUUCUUCGGGCUGCCCGUGCCGGCAACACUGACAAAGUCCUUGAAUUCCUCAAAAAUGGAGUAGACAUCUGCACUUGCAACCAGAAUGGGCUCAACGCAUUACACCUGGCAGCCAAGGAGGGACACAAAGAAUUAGUAGAAGAACUGUUACAACGAGGAGCCUCAGUCGACUCUUCGACCAAGAAGGGAAACACUGCCCUCCAUAUUGCCUCGCUGGCUGGACAAAAAGAAGUAGUUAGACUGCUGGUGAACAGAGGGGCAGAUGUGAAUGCUCAGUCACAGAAUGGCUUCACUCCACUCUACAUGGCAGCCCAAGAAAAUCAUUUGGAGGUGGUGCGAUACUUGCUGGAAAAUGAGGGAAACCAAAGCAUUGCAACUGAAGAUGGCUUUACCCCUCUGGCCAUCGCCCUCCAACAGGGCCACAACUCAGUGGUCUCGCUGCUUCUGGAGCAUGACACCAAGGGUAAGGUUCGCCUGCCCGCCUUGCACAUAGCGGCCCGCAAAGACGACACCAAGUCUGCUGCUCUCCUGCUCCAGAAUGACCAUAACGCUGAUGUGCAAUCCAAGAGCGGUUUCACCCCGCUGCACAUUGCAGCUCACUACGGUAACGUCAAUGUCUCCACACUGCUGCUAAACAGAGGAGCUGCCGUUGACUUUACAGCCCGGAAUGAGAUAACUCCUCUCCAUGUUGCUUCCAAGAGAGGAAAUACCAACAUGGUGGCUUUACUGUUGGAUCGAGGAGCUCAGAUAGAUGCUAAAACGAGGAACGGACUGUCUCCACUCCAUAUGUCAGCCCAGGGAGAUCACAUAGAGUGUGUAAAACUUCUGCUACAGCACAAGGCACCUGUUGAUGAUGUCACACUGGAUUACCUGACAGCACUACAUGUUGCUGCUCACUGUGGCCACUACAGAGUCACCAAACUCCUCUUGGACAAAAAGGCUAACCCUAACGCAAGGGCAUUGAAUGGAUUUACUCCUCUCCAUAUAGCUUGUAAGAAGAAUCGAGUGAAGGUGAUGGAACUGCUUAUUAAAUAUGGCGCUUCCAUCCAGGCCAUUACAGAGUCCGGACUGACGCCCAUCCAUGUAGCAGCUUUCAUGGGUCACCUCAACAUCGUUCUGCUGCUGUUGCAGAAUGGAGCCUCUCCUGAUAUCCGCAACAUUCGCGGGGAGACAGCACUCCACAUGGCGGCACGGGCCGGUCAGAUGGAAGUGGUCCGCUGUUUGUUGAGAAAUGGAGCUCUGGUGGAUGCUAUGGCCAGGGAGGACCAGACACCUCUCCACAUUGCUUCUCGUUUGGGUGAAACCGAUAUUGUUCAGCUUCUGCUGCAGCACAUGGCCCACCCAGACGCUGCCACCACCAAUGGUUACACUCCUCUACACAUUUCAGCCAGGGAGGGUCAGGUAGAGACGGCGGCUGUGCUUCUGGAGGCCGGGGCCUCACACUCACUGGCCACUAAGAAGGGAUUCACACCCUUACAUGUAGCAGCAAAAUAUGGAAGCCUUGAUGUAGCUAAACUUCUCCUUCAACGGAAGGCACUUCCUGACGACGCUGGCAAGAAUGGCCUGACUCCAUUACAUGUAGCAGCUCAUUAUGACAACCAGGAGGUGGCUCUGCUGCUGCUGGAUAAGGGAGCUUCACCAUAUUCCACUGCAAAGAAUGGCUACACCCCACUUCACAUCGCAGCCAAAAAAAACCAGACCAACAUCGCAGUAGCACUGCUGCAGUACGGAGCGGAGACCAAUGUUCUGACCAAACAGGGAGUCAGUCCCCUGCACUUGGCAGCCCAGGAAGGACAUGCUGAUAUGGUCAGCCUACUCCUGCGCAAAGGAGCUCAUGUCAACACUGCAACCAAGAGUGGACUUACAGCUUUGCAUCUAGCAGCCCAGGAGGAGAGGGUGAAUGCAGCAGAGGUUCUGGCCAAACAUGAUGCAAACCUGGACCAGCAGACAAAACUUGGAUAUACUCCUCUAAUAGUGGCAUGUCAUUAUGGAAAUCUGAAAAUGGUUAACUUCCUGCUACAGCAGGGUGCCAGCGUCAAUGCCAAAACCAAGAACGGGAACACCGCUCUGUCCAUCGCUAAACGCCUGGGUUACAUCUCUGUGGUGGACACACUGAAAGUCGUCACAGAAGAGAUCAUCACCACCACAACGACGGUGACAGAGAAACACAAACUCAACGUUCCUGAGACAAUGACGGAGAUCCUAGAUGUAUCAGAUGAGGAAGUUCUGAAGGUGGAUGAUGAACCAUUAUCUGACAUGAUUGUUUCCCUGGAAGGUGAGGAUACAAUGACGGGGGAUGGAGGGGAAUACCUGAGAGCAGAGGACAUAUGGAAACUGCAGGACGAUUCUCUGGACAGCUUCAGCUACAUGAACUAUUCCUUGGACAGGACCCAGCACACUCCUAUUCACCAAAGUUUUAAUCAGAGAGAUGAAGUUCUCAUUGAAGAUAUCCUGAAGAGCCACCAGGUAUCAGCAUUGUCUAGAGAGCAUGACAAGGAAUCUUUCCGACUGAGCUGGGGUGCUGAACACCUCGAUAACGUCAUGCUGCCUCCUAGUCUGCUGCACUCUGGCUUCCUGGUAAGCUUUAUGGUUGAUGCAAGGGGCGGAGCCAUGCGGGGGUGCCGUCACAACGGCCUACGGAUCAUCGUGCCGCCAAGGAAGUGUUCGGCACCUACUCGUGUGACUUGCAGGCUGGUUAAGAGACAUCGCUUGGCUUCAAUGCCCCCCAUGGUGGAGGGCGAGGGGCUUGCUGGUCGAAUCAUAGAGGUUGGACCAACUGGAGCUCAGUUCCUCGGUAAGCUCCACCUUCCCACCGCUCCGCCCCCUCUGAAUGAGGGCGAGAGCCUGGUCAGUCGCAUCCUGCAGCUGGGUCCUCCAGGAACAAAGUUCCUCGGGAUUAAGCAGGAUAGCCAUCUGAUUGGUCCAGACGGUGGCGUGCUCAGUAGUACUCUAGUACCCCAGGUCCAGGCGGUCUUCCCCGAAGGCGCCCUCACCAAGAAGAUCAGAGUUGGGCUACAGGCUCAACCAAUUGAUGAAGAGCUUGUGAAAAAGAUUCUUGGCAACAAAGCCACUUUUAGCCCAAUUGUUACAUUAGAGCCGAGACGGAGGAAGUUCCAUAAACCGAUCACCAUGACUAUCCCCAUCCCAAAAACCUCCAACACUGAUGGACCUAAUGCUGUGUUUAGUGGAGAGACUCCCACUUUACGUUUGCUUUGCAGUAUAACAGGUGGAACCACACCUGCCCAAUGGGAGGAUAUCACUGGCUCCACACCACUCACUUUUGUUAACCAAUGUGUUUCCUUCACUACCAAUGUGUCAGCAAGGUUCUGGCUCAUAGACUGCAGACAGAUCCAGGAGUCUGUUAAUUUUGGAACACAGCUCUACAGAGAACUCAUCUGUGUACCCUACAUGGCUAAGUUUGUCAUCUUUGCCAAAACGCUGGAUCCAAUAGAGGCACGGUUGCGUUGUUUCUGCAUGACAGAUGACAAGAUGGACAAAACCUUGGAGCAGCAGGAAAACUUCACUGAAGUAGCGCGUAGCCGAGAUGUUGAGAUUCGUGAUACUGCCCAGGAGCCCUGUGGUCGCUUGUCCUUCACCAAGGAACCCCGCACAUACCGAAGCCUUCAUCACAAUGCUAUCUGCAACCUUAACAUCACUCUUCCUACCUACUCAAAGGACCCUGAUUCAGACCAAGACGGGGAAGACGAGAGUGAGAAGAGUGAUAAGAAAUCUGACUGGCAGGAUGACAUUGACAGGAAAGAGGAAACAUUGACAAUAAUUGCAGAUCUUCUUGGAUUCAGCUGGACAGAGCUGGCAAGGGAACUGGAAUUCAGCGAGGAUGAUAUUCAGCGAGUAAGAAUAGAGAAUCCUAAUUCCCUGCAAGAGCAGAGUCAUGCCUUGCUGCAAAGAUGGGUUGAGCGCGAAGGCAAACAUGCCACAGAGGACUGUCUGAUAAAAAGACUAACGAAGAUCAACCGUAUGGAUAUUGUCCAUCUCAUUGAAACCCAGAUGAGCAAGUCAAUUCAAGAGCAAACUUCAAGGACCUAUGCAGAGAUAGAAAAGACCCUUGAUCACAGCGAAGUCUCAGUAGCCCUAUCUUCAGUUCAAGAUGAUACAGACAGCCCCAGAAUUGUGAGGAGGGUAGAGUCAGACCGGAGACCACCCCCAGCCGUCUCUGAAGAAGACCUCUCAGUUGCUUCCUUACUGGACAUCCCUUCAUGGGCAGAACCUGCAGGACAAACCCGUUCGGAGAGCAUUCAUGGGGAUUUAUUGGAGGAGCUCGAAAUCCCACAGUAA